Cetraspora pellucida is the source of this 687-nucleotide messenger RNA. The record is from the annotation of a GenBank genome assembly. NCBI's taxonomy places the organism in Eukaryota, Fungi, Glomeromycota, Glomeromycetes, Diversisporales, Gigasporaceae.
AUGGCCAAUUAUAUGAUACCAUAUAAAAAAAAUGUUCUUCCAAAAAAUUCAACUAAAAACCAAGACAAUAAUCAAGCUGAAGACCAAACUGAAGACCAAGCUGAGAACCAAGAUGAAGAUCAAGCUGAAGACCAAAUUGAAAAUCAUAAUAAACUAUAUUCUCAUGAGCACCAGAAAAUGUCAAAUCAAAUUCUAAAAAAAAAUAUUCAACCUAAUAUAUCAAUACCUCAUAUUUCUACUAGUUCGCAUAUUCCAAAACAAUCAAAAACUAUACCAAUUAAUAAUUUUAUAAAUCAUUUAGAUAAUGAAGAACAAGAAUCUCUUGAGUAUAUGUUAGCACAAGCUUUGUUUGCAACAGGAGUACUGUUUUCAUUUCUUGAUAAUCCUUAUGUGAUUAAAUUUUUUCAACAUAUUUACCCUGCAUUCAAAUUACUAAAUCAGAAAAAGCUUGCAGAUAAGUUAGUAGAUAAAGUUUAUGAGGAUGUAAAAAAGGAAUCUGAUAAACAAAUUUUAGAAGCACAAAAAAUUAAUCAUGAAAUUUAUGAUGAUAUUAGAGAAAUAGAAAAUAUAAUUUACACAGAAGGAAUUUGUGGAAAUAUCGAUGAAACUAAACAAAUUUAUUCAUCUGAUAUUGAAAAUAAUUCAACGAUAGAAUUGGAAUCGAAAUAUGGCAUAAUUAAUACCUAA